Acanthaster planci (crown-of-thorns starfish) is the source of this 2334-nucleotide messenger RNA. RefSeq lists its product as uncharacterized. Lineage: Eukaryota; Metazoa; Echinodermata; Asteroidea; Valvatida; Acanthasteridae. The record is from RefSeq and is a predicted model, not a curated record.
CUGCGCUUUCCCGUUUUCAUAUGAGCGUAGGACGUUGACUGAGUACGAAUGCACAGACUGAUCUAUAAUCGGACCCCAAGAACAGCCCCCAAAACACCACUUACUAAUUUUCAUCUGGCAAUCGGUUCAGCCAUAUCCAUCAUGAGUGAGCACCUUGAGAUAAUUAAGAAACGAAAUCAGUUGUUCAAGGAACUUUACGAAGGAGAUGAUAUGAGGGCGCUCUGUGACGCCCUCUACGUUCAAGACUGUAAGAUGAUGGUUCCAGGGGAGAAGACAACGGAGGGAAAAGACGAUGCACAGAAACUCUUAGCUUCAUUCAAAAGUGAGGGCGCUGUGUUGGUGAAUCUUCAUGCCAUUGAAGUAGCACCAAUUGGUGGCGGCGAGUUGCUCUAUGAACGCGGCGAUUAUGACUUCGCAAAGGCCGACAACAAGCCCUUCAAAAUGGGCAAGUAUUUGGUGAUCUGGAAGCUUACAGACGGCGAAUACAAACGAUACACUGAGAUUCUUAACAGUGGAAAGCAACAGUAAGGCAUUACAAGCAACACCGUUCGAAAGAAAAAGCGACAUUUCAAAGUCUUGCUCAAGUUUGGAGAAUGUUUACAAAGUUUAUCUAGGAUAAGCGAAAGUUUUUGGUUUCUGUCAGUAGCAUUUUGACUGUUAGCAUAUUGAAUUUGUGUGUAUUUUGCAUUAUCUUGGGUGUUGGUCUCAUGUUGAAGAUUUAAAGCUUUAUUCUCGACCCUCUUUUGAAAGAAUUACUGAUAAAAAUGACUUAACUAACGGCAGAUUAGUGAAAUAAUGCCUACAAAUACCGUUACAAAUUAAGUUUAUUGUAUGUCAUGCCAUAUUUUCAUUGGUCCAGACGAAUCACGCUAUCGGUGUUUAAAAUUGCGUUUCAUCCCAUGAUUAUUGUGAGUUGUAUAAUCUGUCGUUUCAAUGCCAGCCAUGUCAUAAGCGGCGAAUUGCCCUAUUGUUUGAGCGUGUUUCUAUGUCAAUGGUACAUUUUUUUUGGUUUACAUCAAAUCAAUUAGACGGUUGUGCUAUUCCAGUCAGUUUUUUGUCAUAAUAUCUACGGAACUUUAAAAAAUGGAUGAAAAAUUAUGGUUUUGAAGACGGACGGAAAUGUCCCCAAAGGAUUUUAGCUUACGAGUGUAACACGUUCGAGUAACGUAAAACGAUAUAGCGAAUCGGUCUUCGACGCUACAUCGCAGUAACAAUUCAAGGCGCUGGUCUUUUACAUGUUUUGUGCGUUGUUUUUGUUCCCUUUUUGCGUGUUUGCUUGUUUUUUGUUUACUUGUUUUUUAGUCUUGUCUUUUAGCCUAGCGUAAAAGAGUGGCUCUAACACUCAAAUAUAAAACAAAUGCCCAAAAUUUACCUUUUCUCUUCACGUUCACCAGUUUACGUUUUUCUUUUAGAAUGUGAUAUGGUAAAGUUGGGACAGCAAAAUGGCAUAAUUCGUUAGUUUCUUUGUUUCUUCAUGUUCUAAAAUGAAUUUCAAAAACGAAAUAGAAAUUAGUGCACAUUUAUAAAAAUUCAGUCACAAAUUAAAAAAAAUUGAAGAGAAUUAAAGAAAAUACAUGCAAAAAGCUGAACUGUUAUAUUUGGAUGCCAACCAAAUCAUAGUUUUUCCUGCUGAAAUUCAAUGAAUCGUCAUGAAAAUAAUUCAGUUUGGCUCAUUUCAUGUUGUAGGCAUUACAUCAAUUCAGUUCAGGGACAACGCCACGCUUUUUCAAACCACCUCACAGCUGGGGGAUCCCCUGAAACUUGGCUGUCCCAUGCGGAAUGCAUUCGAAUCUUUGCAUGAAUAAAACGGCUUUCAUUAUGAGCAUAACCGUGAAGUUAAUUUAUUUCAACAAAAGGGUUCAUUGGAAGUUCAUAGCCGCAAGCAUGGAUUGAGCACAUCAGUGGAAAGGACUAUCGUUUUCUUUUGUUGGAAUGUCUUUAAGCAUAUAGAUGUUGUGCGAGAACGAUAUGUCUGAGUUUCACAAGACUGUCGUGAAAAUGAGUCUAAAACAUUAUUUAAAAAUCUUUUGAAGCUAAGCAGGUGAAAAACAUGUCGAAGGGCCGUAGCAAACCGGAUCUUUUGUGUUGUUACAUUUUAGGUUGCGAGCCUUUAUUGUUGAAGGCAAAAUUAUUUUUUCUUUUUUCUUCUGUCAACCUGUUUCAGUUCGUUAUAUUUGCAACCUUCUAAUGUCAGUCCUUUAUUUUGUAACCGUCAAUUCAUAUAAUAAUGAAACAUUAUAUAUUCUGCACGCUCUGUUGUCCUUUGCUAUAGAAAUGCACAUGAAGUGUUGUCUGUGCAGAUAUUAUUAAACGGCUUAACUAUGGGUAGAAUCA